AACAUAUAGUGAAAAUAGUUUACUUUUUCCGUUUAGAGAGCAUAUCUUAUGAUCAAAAGAGGAACAGAAUGAGCAGAAAAUGGAAUCCCACGCUGUGGAGCAAGACUUUCGACCAAAUGUUGAAAGAAAAGUUGGGCAAUGAUGACAGCUGGGAAUUUCGGUCCAACAACAGCCUGGAAGAGAAUCUCUCUGAUGAUGAGAAGAGCUUGGGGUGGAAGAUCUCCAGCUGCCGCUCUGCCCACGGAACAUUCAGGUGUGGUACCUGCCGCAGAAGCUGGCCAUCGGCCCGGGUUACUCUUCUCUUCCACUACCGCCUGCGCAGCGAGGCAGCCCGGGGUACGGUGAUCAUGCGACCCUUCGGACAGGCGUGCCGGGGCUGCAGUGGGAACUUUCUGCUCCCAGAGUUCUCCACAGAGGAAGUAGAGAAGGUCCUGCUCAAGCUGAUUGGCAAGAUCAAGAAGAACUGCUACGGUGAAGAGGAAGAGGACAACAGCGAUUCCUGCUCCCCUGAGAAAGUGCGGACGAAGCCGCAUGAGAGUUCACUGUGUGAGGCCUGUAGUCAGGGGAUGUGCCGUGUGGAAGACUAGUUUCCGCAGAGCCUAGUCUAGGAACUGGGAAAGGAAACAUUGUGAUUACCUCAGGAGCCCCAACAGGCAACAUGAGUCGCCCUAUUAGUUACCUGAGACACAUAAUUAAAAAAAAAGAUUUUUACAUUAAAAAGAAACAAAAAUGCCUCUAAAUCAAUAUAUAUAUUUUUAACCAAUGUAAUAUGGAGGAAAAUAUUUAUUCAAAGUGAUAUUGUAUUGUCUACGUUUGGAACCAUAUGUAUAUGUGGAGAUGUGGGGGGGGGUGGGUGGCAUGGUUAUGGCUGUGGGCGGAGAUAAGGGGGGAGGAUAUUAGAUAAUCGGGGCUAGCCUUUAUCUGUUUGCAUGGUGUGAGAUUGGGGACUCUGAGAUGAGAGAGAGAGAGAGAGAGAGAGAGAGAGAGAGGGCCGACACAGGCACAAUCAGUGCACAAGCAAACAGGCUGAGACAGAAAUUAAUUUCCUUUUGUAUUGUACAUAUUACAAUCAACAAAGGGAGGAAUUCUUUGAAAAUAUAAACAUUAUUUUCCCCAACAUCCAAAAUAUGAGUGACAAUGAAAAAUUAUAAUUAUUAUUUUAACCUUGUACUAAAGAUAUUUGUUUAUAUUAGAAUAAUUGUAAUAUUGUUUUUUGU
Molecule: messenger RNA, 1217 nt
Organism: Anguilla anguilla (European eel)
Lineage: Eukaryota; Metazoa; Chordata; Actinopteri; Anguilliformes; Anguillidae
Product: receptor-transporting protein 4-like
Exons: 3
Coding region: 69-587 (172 amino acids)
Biological process (GO): protein targeting to membrane; protein insertion into membrane
Molecular function (GO): olfactory receptor binding
Source: RefSeq, a predicted model, not a curated record